AUGAUGGUAAAACAGGAGGAACCGCUGAAUGAGAUUAGUCCGAAUACUCCGAUGACUAGCAAGUCCUACCUUUUAAACGACACGCUUUCGAAAGUACAUCAUAGUGGCCAAACUAGACCACUGACCUCGGUGUUGUCUGGAGACGCCUCAUCCAAUUCUAUUGGCAUACUAGCAAUGCAUAAUAACAUAAUACGUGACUUUACAAAAAUUGCAAGCAAUAACAUAGACUUAGCCAUUGAGGAUAUUACCACUGUUGACCAUUCAUUAAAUUCAAUAUAUAGCCUAUUGAAGAGCCAUCACAUGUGGGGCCAUAUAAACUCCACUGUUAAACAACAUUUGAUGAUAAUUGUUAAACUAAUAAAUAAUAACGCAUUAGGAUUGGCCUCCUCUGAAAUUAUUUUUCUUUUCAAUGAAACGAAUUUAUUUCAAGCUCAUAGUCUGAAAAACAUUCUUCUAGCAGACUUCAGUACGUGGAACGACUACUAUCUUUCAAAUCUGAAAAUAUUAGCGCUGCAGAUUAUACUGAAAAGAAAGCUAGUAGACGAAUACUUACCGCAUAUAUUAGAACUAUUUUCCCAUGAUAAAAGAUAUCUUUUGAAAGACCCUAACCUCAAAGCUCACGCUCUCACAAAAAUCGUGCUGAGCUUUUUUUCUGUCACGACGAGUUGCAAAGUUCUAUUCGGGCUAAAAUUUCUACAAUAUAUCAAACAGUUCAAAUUACCUUUUAAAAAGUUCAUUAGCAACAUUACCGUCGAGUGUUUUAGCAAAAACCUUCUUCAUAAAAAUUAUUUGGAGAUGGGACCUAAUAAAAUAUAUUUAAAUUCAUUUUACUUAUCCUAUUCCAUGCUGUACGAUGGAUUGGAUAAAAUAAUGCUUCUAGACAUUUUAAGUUACGAAGAAACUACUGAGGUACAAAGAGCGAUAAAAAGUAAAAAAGAAUUCAAUGAAUACUGCAACAUGAGUGAAAACCGUCUUCUCUGGUCCUGUAUAUCUGUCGAUGAUUUGAACGUAAUACUCGAAAAUGCAACGAAUUUUCUACAAAAUAAAGGGAAACAUAUAUCCGCAACAUUAAAAUGUUUAGUCUGUCUUUGGUCUACUAUUCGCCUAGAGGGAUUACCUAAAAAUAAGGAUAUAUUGAGGCAGUUUGAUUGUACUGUUAUUUAUAUCAACUCAAAUAUUAAAUCCAUUAAUGACGAAUCUGCGGCGGCAUUAUUAUCCGAACUUCUGGGAGUUUUAUCAGAAAUUUGUAUCGAUUAUAAAGAGCCUAAACGACUGUCAAAUAUUAUCAGUGUCCUUUUCAAUGCUUCUGUUUUAUUUAAGAGUCAUUCGUUUUUGUUAAAGACUGCUAAUUUGGAAAUCUCAAAUGUUUUAAUCAGUAAUGAUUCAAAAACAUCUCAUCGUACUAUACUGAAAUUUGAAAAAUUUAUAUCUAGUGCUCAGAGUGCCCAGAAAAAAAUUGAAAUCUUUUCCUGUUUGUUCAAUGUAUAUUGCAUGCUACGAAAUGAUACGCUAUCAUUUGUUUUUGACUUUUGCCAAAAUGCAUUCAUUCAUUGCUUUACACGCCUAAAAAUCACAAAAUUCAUCGAGUUUUCAAACAGUUCAGAAAUUAUGCUUUCAGUACUGUAUGGAAAUUCAUCUAUCGAAAACAUUCCUUCCGAAAAUUGGUCACAACUAAGCAGAAUGAUAUUUUGCUCACUGAGGGGUAUCUUUGAUUUGGAUCCUUUAGAGCUAAAUAAUACGUUUGAUAAAUUACACUUGCUCAACAAAUAUGAGCUAUUAAUACGAAUAGUGUACCUAUUGAACCUGGACAUGAGUAAACACCUGACAACGAAUCUAUCGAAAAUAACUAAGCUGUACAUAAACAAAUGGCUACAAAAAUCAGAUGAAAAGGCCGAGAGAAUAUCGUCAUUUGAAAUGGACUUCGUUAAAAUGCUAUUGUGCUACUUGAACUUUAAUAAUUUUGAUAAGUUAUCCAUUGAACUUUCACUCUGUAUUAAAUCAAAAGAAAAGUAUUACUCCAGUAUUGUGCCUUAUGCCGACAAUUAUUUGCUAGAGGCUUAUCUGAGCUUAUAUAUGAUUGAUGAUGCCCUCAUGAUGAAGAAUCAACUACAAAAAACAAUGAAUUUAUCAACGGCGAAAAUAGAGCAGGCGUUAUUACAUGCAAGUUCUUUAAUAAAUGUCCACUUGUGGGACUCUGACUUGACAGCGUUUCAAAUAUAUUUUGGAAAAACACUGCCUGCUAUGAAGCCUGAAUUAUUUGAUAUCAAUAACGACCACAACCUACCCAUGUCACUUUACAUCAAAGUCAUACUUUUGAACAUAAAAAUUUUUAAUGAAAGCGCGAAAUUAAAUAUUAAAGCUGGUAAUGUUAUAUCCGCAGUAAUUGAUUGUAGAAAAGCACAAAAUUUAGCAUUAUCGUUGCUCAAAAAGAAGAACAAAUUGUCACAAGGAUCCAGGCUAGCAUUACUAAAAAGUCUAUCGUUUAGUUUUUUCCAACUCAUUAAAAUACAUAUACGCAUUGGUUCUGCCAGAGACUGUGAGUUCUACAGUAAAGAACUGUCUAGAAUUAUUUCUGACUUAGAGGAACCUAUUAUCGUCUACAGAUGUCUGCAUUUUCUUCACAGAUACUAUAUGAUUACAGAGCAAACCUGUCUUCAAAAUAUAACUUUGGGAAAAGCCAAUAAGGCAUUUGAUUAUCUUGAUGCUGAGGCAGACAUUACAAGUUUGACAAUGUUUCUGUAUGAUAAUAAGGAAUUUGUAAAGUUAGAGCAGUCGUUGGUCCUAUAUUUCGGUGACCAGCUAGAAAAAACAUUCCUACCUAAUUUGUGGAAGCUUCACUUGGGUAAGGAUAUUGACGACAGCAUUUGUCUGUCCGAAUAUAUGCCCAAAAAUGUAAUCAAUAGAGUACACAAUAUGUGGCAAAAAGUAAUGAGCCAAUUGGAGGAAGAUCCUUUCUUCAAAGGUAUGUUUGAAUCUACCCUUGGGAUUCCCUCUUCUCUGCCUGUUAUUCCUAGCACGAUGCCCAACAACAUUUUAAAAACUCCUUCCAAGCAUAGUACAGGAUUGAAGCUUUGCGAUUCACCAAGAUCGUCGAGCAUGACGCCUAGAGGUAAGAAUAUAAGACAGAAAUUUGAUAGAAUUGCUGCUAUUAGUAAAUUAAAACAGAUGAAAGAACUUUUGGAGAGUUUGAAACUAGACACAUUAGAUAAUCACGAACUGUCCAAAAUUUCCUCCCUUUCUUCAUUAACUCUGACUAUCCUUUCAAACAUAACUAGUAUCCAUAAUGCUGAGAGUAGUUUGAUAACUAAUUUUUCGCUAACUGACUUGCCAAGGCAUAUGCCUUUGUUAUUCGAUAAGGUAUUGAAUAAUAUUGAUAAUAAAAAUUACCGAGAAUUUCGCGUUUCAUCACUAAUAGCUCCGAACAAUAUAUCCACAAUUACAGAGAGUAUUAGAGUAUCUGCCGCCCAGAAGGACUUAAUGGAGAGCAACCUUAAUAUUAAUGUUAUAACUAUUGACUUCUGUCCCAUAACUGGAAAUUUACUUCUAUCCAAAUUAGAACCGCGACGUAAGAGAAGGACGCAUUUAAGGCUACCGCUAAUACGAUCUAAUUCAAGAGACCUCGACGAAGUUCAUCUCUCAUUUCCGGAGGCUACAAAAAAACUACUUUCUAUUAUCAAUGAAAGCAACCAAACGACGUCAGUGGAAGUUACCAACAAGAUUAAAACAAGAGAAGAAAGAAAAUCUUGGUGGACCACAAGAUAUGAUUUGGAUAAAAGAAUGCAACAAUUGUUGAAUAACAUUGAAAAUAGUUGGUUCAAUGGCGUUCAAGGGUUUUUUAGCCCUGAAGUAGUCGACAACUCGUUAUUUGAAAAAUUUAAAGAUAAAUUUUACGAAAUUCUGCAUCAAAAUCUUCCUUCCAGAAAACUCUAUGGCAAUCCGGCAAUGUUUAUAAAAGUUGAAGAUUGGGUAAUCGAAUUGUUCUUGAAACUUAAUCCGCAAGAAAUCGAUUUUCUUUCGAAGAUGGAAGACCUGAUAUACUUUGUUCUUGAUAUUCUUCUCUUCCAUGGUGAAGAAAAUGCUUACGACGAAAUUGAUUUCAGCAUGCUUCACGUGCAGUUAGAAGAGCAAAUAAAGAAAUAUAGGGCAACUAUGACAACUAAUAGUAUAUUUCAUACAUUUUUAGUCGUUAGCAGUUCAUGCCAUUUAUUCCCUUGGGAGUGUCUUUCAUUUUUGAAAGAUUUGUCUAUCACACGUGUUCCGUCCUAUGUUUGUCUGAAUAAACUUUUAUCGCGUUUCCAUUACCAACUACCCCUUCAAGUAACUAUUGAGGACAACAUUAGUAUGAUAUUAAAUCCGAACGGAGAUUUGUCCAGGACUGAAUCUAAAUUCAAGGGUAUGUUCCAAAAAAUAAUCGAUGCAAAACCUUCCUCUCAAUUAGUGAUGAACGAGAAGCCGGAAGAGGAAACACUUUUGAAAAUGCUGCAAAAUUCUAACUUAUUCGUUUAUAUAGGGCAUGGCGGAGGUGAACAAUAUGUAAGGAGUAAGGAGAUUAAGAAAUGCACCAAAAUUGCCCCCAGCUUUUUACUGGGCUGCUCUUCAGCAGCGAUGAAAUAUUACGGCAAGUUAGAACCUACUGGAACAAUCUAUACUUAUUUGCUGGGAGGAUGCCCUAUGGUACUAGGUAAUCUGUGGGAUGUAACUGACAAAGAUAUUGAUAAAUUUAGCGAGGAACUUUUUGAAAAGAUGGGAUUUCGCUGUAAUACUGACGAUUUGAAUGGUAAUAGCCUAUCUGUUUCAUAUGCCGUCUCUAAAUCUAGAGGUGUAUGCCAUCUACGUUACUUGAACGGCGCAGCUCCUGUUAUUUAUGGGUUACCGAUCAAGUUCGUAUCAUAA
Saccharomyces cerevisiae S288C is the source of this 4893-nucleotide messenger RNA. It is a transcript of the gene ESP1, whose product is annotated as separase. The record is from RefSeq and is marked reviewed. Gene Ontology annotation, molecular function: cysteine-type endopeptidase activity. Lineage: Eukaryota; Fungi; Ascomycota; Saccharomycetes; Saccharomycetales; Saccharomycetaceae. Gene Ontology annotation, biological process: nuclear division; nuclear chromosome segregation; proteolysis. The transcript has a single exon. Bases 1 to 4893 code for a protein of 1630 amino acids. Gene Ontology annotation, cellular component: cytoplasm; nucleus; spindle pole body.